UUUUUUUUUUUGUAAUUUUUUGGUCGUUCGGGAACGUAAACCGCGAUCUCAUUACCGCGCCUUUGAGAAACAGCGACUCGCUUUAUGAAAUGUCUCCACAUUUCAUAGUUGACCAAAAGCCGACACGGAUCACCGCCUGGAGUGACUGUCACCCGUUUCUCAUUAAAACCAGGCGAAUCUACUCGACGUAACAUGGGAGAGCAAUGGCUGAGACCCUGACAAUCCUACAGGCCAGUGAACUGAGCGGUAUUCCCUCUUUAAUCUGUAACAGACUCCGGUUCUGAACUGAGACUGUCUUUGUUGUCUUACGUUAAUCUGAAGCGUACUUCCUCGAAAGAAAGAAUGAAGCCAGGCGACUGGGAGGGUCUCUCAGCCAAGUAGUCGAAAUACAAGCGCGAUUCAUAAACAGGAAUCAAUGAACUUUCUGAAUACAUCGUGUGUAACGUCUUCGAUUUAGAACCUCCUUGAAAACCUGACAUUUCCUGCUUAUAUUCUCUGUCGUAUUACCUAAAACCAACAAUAGUCUCCAAAACCUUAAGGAGAUGCUCCCGUAAGAUAAAUUUUAAUAUUAUCCACUCAGUUACUUCUGAAAUUCCCAAAAUUUGCCAUUCAUUUUUAGUUUUUGUACUAACAUUCUUCAUCUCAAUUCAUCCCCGUGAUCGAAUAGCUCCGAUGAUAAUUGUUUGUAACUGAUUCAGUGUCGUUAAACACCCACCAGACAUCUGACACACCAUAAGGUUCUGCAGUUUGAACCUGAAACACGCCAUUCUUUUCAAGGCGACCCCUUUCUAACGCCGUGGCCUUAUCGAGAUUAAGACUCGCACGCUCCAGUUGCUAAUUCAUGAUCGCCGUUAGUUCCAGCGUCACAGUCCAGCUCCAGAACUCGUCGAAUGAGGAUGCCGUCUCACGGGGAUCAUCGCUGUGCCGAAUAUCACUUCGAUCAACCUUACAGGAAGCACCCUUACGAUAUGGCAGAGAGGUGUAGUCUCAACGAUGCAGGUGACAAUGCACCCGGGGAGGACCAAAUCGCCUCCAAACCGAGUGUCUUCAGAACCAGAUUUCCUCAGGUUCUGGCUAACGUAGCAAUCCAGAUGCUGGUCCUUGAUCUCUGCAUGUCGUUCGCCUUCACAACGAUCGUAAUUGCGGCACUGCUAGAUGCCAACGAGGAUCAAGAUCUGUCGAUCAACAGCAGCGAAGCGUCAUGGCUCGGUAAAUCGAUCAUGAGGCACAAGUCCCUCGUUCAAUCAGAGUGUGAUCUUGGAAUACGAGAACUUUUGUUAUUCAAAUAUCUACUAAAAAUUUGUGAGAUUUCAGGUUCUGACGGCGGUGAGUCUGAAGUUGGCUGACUUCUGGAAUGUUGGGACGUGUAGUCUGGUAGAAAUUUAUAAAGAAAGUGAGAUAAAAAUUAAAUUUGUAUUUCUCACUAAAUACAUUAGACUUAUUAAUAAAACAAGGCAAAUGAGAUGGGCAGGGAAUGUUGCACGAAUGGGGAAGAUGACAAAGCAUCACAGUUACUGGAGUAAUCUCAGUAUUCGAUCAGGCGACCAUCAUACAACAACUUCAUGCUUUAAGCAUCAUUCACCAUGCGUCACUUUUCGAACGUCAUUAAAAGAUAAUUUUCUUUCCUUUUUCUUCAUUUAUCCUCUUCUGAUUUCGUUUUUUUACGUUCCUUCUCUGGACCAUUC
Messenger RNA from Zootermopsis nevadensis, 1685 nucleotides. The record is from RefSeq and is a predicted model, not a curated record. Lineage: Eukaryota; Metazoa; Arthropoda; Insecta; Blattodea; Termopsidae.